Saccostrea echinata is the source of this 562-nucleotide messenger RNA. RefSeq lists its product as uncharacterized. Bases 18 to 461 code for a protein of 147 amino acids. NCBI's taxonomy places the organism in Eukaryota, Metazoa, Mollusca, Bivalvia, Ostreida, Ostreidae. The transcript has 6 exons. The record is from RefSeq and is a predicted model, not a curated record.
AAGCUCUUGGAUCAAAAAUGGCUUCUCUUAAGAUAAAUCUCCUUGUCGUCAGCAUUGCCGUGCUCUGCGUUUACGUUGUCUAUGAAAUAUCUGCUGAGUCAGCUCACUGUCGUUAUCACAGACAUACCACUUGGGACUAUCGAGUUAAGAAUUCCACUCAUGUGAAAUAUUACUACAGGGUCUACUACGGGAUCUGCAAUUCAACUGGGAACUUGGUUUUGGACUUGCGUGUUUCAGUUAAUGGCGAACCUUUGUAUUACACAAUAACGUAUUCCUUACAAAAAAGAAGCACUGAAGCAGACGAUGAAAGCUUUGAAGAAAGGGAAAGGAACAGUGAAGGAGAGGAAAGACAGACAAAGAGUGCAGAGGCGUCUGAUUAUUAUCAAAUACUAAGAGACAUCGAAGGAAAAAAAGAUUCUAAAAGAAGCAAUGGAUAUUUGUCUACUGAAAUCGGAGGCUAAAGUAAGGCACAAAUGAGUCAGAAGACACUUGAAGGAUGGAGAAACUAAAACAACACUCUUUUAUUUCAAUUAUGAAUGAAAUAAAAAUUUUUGCAUUUUGA